CCAAACUUUUUAGUAAAAGUGUUCAUGUCAUUCAAAAAUCUUCAAUUUCCAAGUUGCAUGUUAAUUGCAUUGCUUGGGACUGCUGGGUGUCUGGUCAGAACUUGAACGCACCAGAGCCAGACUGUUGUCAAGCGAAGCGUUGCUAGCCUUAGCGCACGGCUGAUAGCUUGAAAGGGAGGAUAAGUUUGGGUAUAUCUUUGUGUGGUCACAUUGUCUCUUCGACAGUAAGAAAAUGCUGGGCUAUAUCUGGCAGUAUGUCUACACAUCCUUCCUGAGAUACUGGCUGAAGUGGCUCAUCAGACAGGCAACAGGGACAUGUGAGCUGCAGAGAAUAUGCUCUGGAUACAAGCCUGGGGCUGCAAGGACAACAAAAGCAGAAUAUUCUCUACAGUCAUCAAAGAACAAGGUUUUAAGAGGAGCUUUGGAAACCAGUAAGGAUAAAUUGGAACCAUGUGUGGAUGAAAUUAUGAAAGUGAAGAGUGUCAAACCUCAGAAAGAUCCACUGUUCAAGGAAAGCCUACAUAUCUGUCUGUUACAGAUAACAGGACACAGCAGCUUGUACAUAGCUGUGGAAGGCUUGAGAAAGGAAGUCUUCAACUCGGAGGACCAAGAACAUGAGGCCAUGCUGCUGAAGUUGUGGGACCUGUUGAUGCCGACAGUCAAACUGGAGUCCAGGAUAACCAAACAGUGGGGAGACAUUGGAUUCCAAGGAGACGACCCCAAGACUGACUUCAGAGGAAUGGGCCUGCUGGGCCUAAUCAACCUCGUUUUUUUCAGUGAAAACUACACAGAAGAGGCUCGUCAGGUGUUGUCUCAUGCAAACCAUCCUAAACUAGGGUAUUCAUAUGCCAUAGUUGGGAUCAACUUGACAGAGAUGGCCUACAGCCUCCUGAAGAGUGGUGCUUUGAAACCCCAUUUCUACAACACAGUACAGGGGACACCAGAGCUCCAGCACUUUCAUCAGCUAUACUGUUAUCUUGCAUAUGAAUUUGAUAAAUUCUGGGUGGCAGAAGAACCAGAAAGCAUCAUGCAGUUCAAUCAGUACAGAGAAAAAUUCCACAACAUAGUCAAAACUCACCUACAGGAGCCCGGUGUAUCCCUCACAUUGACUGUCCGCUCUGAAAAAAACUAACAUUAACCAGAAGUCUUCCCUGACCUCUCCGCGGCCGCUGGCGUUGUUUGAUCAGACAGAAAAAGACAAGAAGUGGAAAAGACAACCGAAGCUGGUCAGCCACUCAUGUUCUUCAAAAAUUCAAACAAAUAAAUGCUCUUACGUUUGGUUUUGUGAUCCAUUAAUCAUGCUCUGUUCAUCCUGUCACGGUGAUUAAAGGGUUUUAAAAUAGAGCACAAAUCUAACCACCUAUUAUACCUCAGAAAGGACCAUUCUGGUGUUUAAUUAAGCUCCAUAAAGGGGAAAUGAGAGCUGCUGCUGCUGCAGAGGACUGUAGUGACAACAGAUCUGUUGAAAAAUAGCGACUAACUACCGCAUCUGUGGCUGUUUUGUUCGGAUUUAUGUAAAUGAGAUGUAUGUGUUCUCACAGUUGUCCUGCUCAGGAAUUUGACUUCUGUGUCCAGAGACUUAAGAAAAAAUUGUGCAGGUCUUAAUGUGUCCCCAUUGAUGUCAUCUGUAUUGUGUAAUAUAGGUGAUGCGGAACUCAAAUUGGUUGUUUGCUUCCAUUUUCAUAAAUUUGUACGUCUGAAGACUGAAACUGCAUUUUUAUUACAGUUAUUUUUAUGCUGUUUUAUUUUUGAGGAAGGUACGUAAUGUUUAACACCUCUUACUCAAAGUUAAUAAAUACACAUUUUGAUGUUUUCAGAUGGGUUUUGU
Molecule: messenger RNA, 1828 nt
Organism: Chelmon rostratus (copperband butterflyfish)
Lineage: Eukaryota; Metazoa; Chordata; Actinopteri; Chaetodontiformes; Chaetodontidae
Gene: elmod2
Product: ELMO/CED-12 domain containing 2
Exons: 9
Coding region: 233-1132 (299 amino acids)
Cellular component (GO): membrane
Molecular function (GO): GTPase activator activity
Source: RefSeq, a predicted model, not a curated record